CCACAUCUUACACACACUUAGAAAGAAAAACAAAAGACUUCUCCACUUCACCAAAAAAUUAAUAUGGCCUCCAAUAACAUUUGCAACAUUUACUGUAUAACCAUUAUAUUCAUUUACUUUCUAGCCACAAUUAACAACAAUCCAAUUCUCCCACAAGCAAAUGCAGCAACAGGAAAUUGUGGAAAUGCACCAGCAACUAGCUUAGUCCCAUGUCUUGGUGCAGCCAAAAAUGCAAGGGCUAAAGUCCCUCCAAUUUGUUGUGGCAAAGUUGGGGCAUUGCUAAAGACUUCACCAAAGUGUCUAUGUGCUGCAAUAUUGUCACCAAUAGCCAAAAAUGCAGGGGCUAAUCCUGCUAUUGCUGUCUCUAUCCCUAAAAGAUGCAACAUCAAGAAUAGGCCUAUUGGCAAGAAAUGUGGAAGAUAUAUUGUUCCAUAAGUUUAUAAUUCUCAGCUUGGAUGGAUGAAUAAAGAUGAAUUUCCAGCUUCUUGAUUAUUAAUUAUGUUUUACUAAUAUAAAAGUAUUUCCAUUUUGCUACAAAAAUAAAUUGUUGUUAAUUUGGUAUUAUGUUUAACAAAUGUACUACAUCUCCAUAGUUCCAAAUUCCAAUCAUCAUGUUUAGAUGAUUAAAUGGACAACUACUUUUUUGUU
Solanum dulcamara is the source of this 648-nucleotide messenger RNA. RefSeq names its product non-specific lipid transfer protein GPI-anchored 15. Gene Ontology annotation, molecular function: fatty acid binding. Gene Ontology annotation, biological process: systemic acquired resistance. Bases 64 to 435 code for a protein of 123 amino acids. The transcript has 2 exons. The record is from RefSeq and is a predicted model, not a curated record. NCBI's taxonomy places the organism in Eukaryota, Viridiplantae, Streptophyta, Magnoliopsida, Solanales, Solanaceae.